AUGAGUUUAAUUGAUUAUGUUCUUGGAUCGGUAAUUAAUUUAUGAUGAAUUUGAUCAAGUUUCAGUUAUUAUUUAAACUGGUAAUCCCUCCACACAUUACUGCCCUGUUUUGACACAUCUUUCCAUUCUGCAAAUUCGUGGUUCGUUUUCUUCAAAAAUCUGGGCUUGUAGCCAUGGCCGACGUUGAUUACACCGCCAAGCUCUUAAACCUCUACAGGAUUUCUCCUCCGGCAGGUUCAGUUCCGACCACCCGUCUUCCCCUGAGUUUCCUCGACUUCCUCUGGACUAUUUGCAGCCCCAUGCGACGGCUCUUCUUCUUCCAAUUCCCUCACUCAACCAAUCACUUCAUGGACUCUGUUUUCCCCACUCUCAAACACUCCCUCUCUCUUUCUCUCCAACAAUUCUUCCCUCUCGCCGGAAAUCUCAUCCUCCCUCCUCCACCCCAAAAGCCCCACAUCCUUUACACACCUCACGACUCUGUUCCUCUUACUGUAACAGAGUCAACCGGCGGCGAUUUCAACACUCUAAUCGCUGACUCCCCUCGCGACGCCAAACAAUUUUACCCUUUGGUUCCAGACUUGCCGGAGUCACGUCUCUCGCCGGACGGGUCACGUGCGAUACCAAAUUUCGCUAUCCAAAUCACGAUUUUCCCAAAUCAAGGUCUGUGUAUUUGUAUAGCGUUUCAUCACGCGGUUGCCGAUGGGAUGGCCGUUCACCAUUUUCUUAAAUCGUGGGCAUCCAUCUAUAGAAAUGGAGGUGACUCUGUUUCAUUUGAAGGACCGCUACCCUGCCAUGAUAGGGCAGCAGUGAAGGACCCAAAUGGGUUAGAGUCCAUUUUUUUACACGAGUUGUCAAGUUGGGAUUCAUUAUGGAACCCAGUUCCUUAUAAGCCCAUAAUCGAUCAGGCGCCUAUUGACAAGGUCAGGACGACGCUUGUCCUGACCAGACCCAUAAUCGAGAAAUUGAAAACUUGGGUUUCAGCUGAAUCAAACAGUGACAAAGAGUUGAAGCCUUUACGAUUGUCGUCGUUCAUCGUUACAUGCUCUCUCGUUUGGGGCUGUCUGAUUAAGUCAACCCAAAGCGAAGCGAGUGGUUCUGAAGACGAAGAUGAGCUCUGCUACUUUGUGUUGGUAGCAGAUUGCCGGAACCGCCUCAAGGAUCAAAUACCGCCGACUUAUUUCGGUAACUGCCUUGACGUGGGCGCUGUAGUAUUGAAGAAGAGUGAGCUUCUGAAGCGUAAUAGUACCGUUAUUGUGGCGAAGGCGAUCGGGAAGAGAGUGGAGGAAUUUGAGAGUGAGCCAUUUAAAAUGGCAGAGGAGUGGUUCUCAUUGUGGAGGGCAUGUGGGAAAGCUAAACACUUCCUGAGCGUUGCAGGGUCGCCUAAAUCAAGGACUUAUGAUACUGAUUUUGGGUGGGGAAGGCCGAAGAAAAGUGAAGUGCUUCAUGUGGACAGUUCCAUCGCAAUUUCUCUGCAUGAAUCCAGAGACGAGGAAGGUGCGAUUGAAAUUGGCUUGGGGCUUCACAACACUCAAAUGGAUCGAUUCAUGGCCAUAUGGGAAGAUAAUUUGAAAGAGUUGUGAGGUUAAAACUGUUGAAUCUGUCAUGUUUACAAUUCCAGUGGCUCUGAAAGCCGGUGGCAAUGGCAAAGUUGAAAUUUAGUGUUGAAUAAAAACAAAGAUACAAUAAAAAUAAUUUUAACUAUUUCAAAAUCACUGAGUUAUCGACAUAGAACAGAGUAACAACACAGGGACGCUGGGAUAAUUGGAAAUGCAGAGGCUUCCUAUUCCUCGCUUAGCCAUUGCCCAAGCCAUGGCUGUCGGAGAGCGUGCUGAAACAAGAGAAAUGAUCAGCAGGUCUUAAACUGGUUGUGGAAAGCGUGUUGAAGGAAAGACAAAGAGUGUUCCAUAAGCUCAGGGCUUAAUCUAAACAUCAAAACACAAAACUCCAUCUGGUUCAAAGCGCCAUCGCCAUCCAAAUCGCCCUCUGUCAUCAUGCUGAGAAGCUCCGCCUCUCCCAUGUCCCGCAGACCCAAAAGGGAAGAGUUUAACCGGAGGCUGUCCAACGUGAUGACGCCCUUCUCCUUGUCCAUCAGCAGCUGAAACCCAUUACACAGCUCGUUUAUCAGGCCCUCUCCCCCUAAUUGCUCUGCCAUUACAGGCAGCAAAUCGUGGAAAGCAGCACUCUUUCUGGCCAUUAAUUAAGAACAGGAUGAAUUUGAAUUUGGGAACUUGGGAACUUGGGGUUGGAUGAAAGUGGGAUUUAUAAAGUGAAAAGAAAGGGAAGAAGAAAAGACGGAGAAAUUGGGUUAGAUGCGAUCUCUUUCUUCUUCAGCAAAAGACAGCGCAGGGACAGAGAGAAGACUCCGGUUGCCUCAACGGGACUGCAAUUGCAUCUCGCCUUCGUGGAAGCUUUGAGAAGGCUGUUGUUGUCAUUUUAAUGGCUGCAACAAUCUUUGACUUUGCCUAAAUCAUGCCGUGGGGAUGGCCUUUUCUCGUCAACUCACCUCUUUUCAUUCCAGACUUGGCCUUGGCUUUGGCUUCCACCGACCCAAUUUGGUAACCAAGCUACAUCGAAUGUUCAACAAAAAGAACACAAUUUGUUUGGAAUUGCUUAAUAAAAUUAAUUUGUUGGUGUUCAGUGCUGUGGGAACAUGUCUUAAUUAAAUGUUGAAGGCCGACUUUUCCAUUGUCUAUACAUCUAUAUCUUCAAGUGUAAGUAAUGCUGAACAAAGAUGAAAAUAUAAUAUUGUAAUUAGUGUCAAUAGUAAUUAAUUUAGAUAGUUUUUAGUGUUUUAUUAUAAAGCUUAGAUAUCAACCGAAACAUGUGUUGUUUAUUGUUUUAUUUACUCUCCUUUGUAUUAUAUCAAUUAUUCCCCUUAUGCUCCAGUAUUUUUACCUAUAACUCCUAUUAAUUUUAAAAAUCUUGAAGGAAAGCUCAAAAGGGAACACCCAAAGAAGGCAAUAGCAGCUAGUGGUGAAUUUGGGCCGUUACAAAUGGUAUCAAAUCCAAACACCAUGCAUGAGCUAGUGAAAACGCUGGACCUUAAGGGGUGGAUUGUAAGAUCCAACAUCAAUUGAAGAGGGGAACAAAUCCUUGUAAGAGUGUAAAAACCUCUCCCUA
This is a messenger RNA of Cucurbita pepo subsp. pepo (vegetable marrow), 3120 nucleotides long. Its product is annotated as coumaroyl-CoA:anthocyanidin 3-O-glucoside-6''-O-coumaroyltransferase 1. The record is from RefSeq and is a predicted model, not a curated record. NCBI's taxonomy places the organism in Eukaryota, Viridiplantae, Streptophyta, Magnoliopsida, Cucurbitales, Cucurbitaceae.